AUGGAAUUAAAUCAAUCCACCGAUUAUGAGGACGAGGAAUACUAUGAGGUAGAAUUUCUCCCAGCCCACUCCUCUUUCUCCUUCCCUCCCUCCCAGCUUGGCACACUGCCCGCGUUCAACCCCAACGCACAGCCAUGCCUUCCCACCGACGUGAGGGCCUUCGCUCACUAUUUCGGCCCCCUGGUCUUCUCCUUGGUGUUUGUGUUUGGCUUGGUGGGCAACAGCUCUGUGCUGGCUAUCUUGGGCCGAAGCCACCGGUCCUGGCACUUUGCUGACCACUAUCUCUUCCAGUUGGCUGUGGCCGAUCUUCUGCUGGUCUUAACCUUCCCUUUACAAGCUGCCCAGUUCGUUCAUGGCUGGACCUUUGGAGAAUUCCUCUGCAAGGUGACCGGGGGUCUCUCCACCAUGAACGUCUGCACCAGCAUCCUUCUCCUGACCUACCUCAGCAUCGAACGGUACUUCGUGGUGGUCAAGGGCGCAGCUCCAACCUUCUUCUCGAAGCUUCCUCACGUCUACCUAACGUCGGCCUUUUUCUGGGCCAUCGGCAUCGCGUUCGCCGCAGUAGAUUUCCAUUUCCAGACGGUCACCUACGUCUCGGAAGCCACGACUCUCGUCUGCCAGCUGGACUUGGAGGUCCAGGAUGCCAACUCCUGGAAACUGGGGCUACAACUGUCCUUCUUUGUUCUGGGUUUUUGGGGGCCUGUCCUAACCAUGAUCUACUGCUACGUUUGCAUUCUCACCAAGCUACACCGGAAUGGUCUUCUGCAUGUGCAUUUGCCUCUCCAUCUCCUGGUGGUCAUCUGGAUAACUUUCAUUAUCUGUUGGGCCCCGUUUCAUUGCUUGAUACUGGUGGACAUCUCUCAGCGUCUGGGUCAUUUGAAGAGGCACUGUGGAUGGGAGAAGGUCUUGGAUUUGGGGCUGGUGAUCUCCAAGUGUUUAGCCCUCACCCACUGCUGCCUCAAUCCCUUGGUCUACGCUUUGGGAGGGGUGGGGUUCCGAAGGGAAUUUUCUAGAAUCUUCUGUAGGGGACGCCGAACCAGGCACCGUUUGGACAGCGAGGAAUUUAGCCAAGGGGCGGACUUCAGCACCAUUCAUGGCAUGGAUUAUUCCGUCAUGAUGUGA
Notechis scutatus (mainland tiger snake) is the source of this 1122-nucleotide messenger RNA. NCBI's taxonomy places the organism in Eukaryota, Metazoa, Chordata, Lepidosauria, Squamata, Elapidae. The record is from RefSeq and is a predicted model, not a curated record.